Messenger RNA from Scophthalmus maximus (turbot), 2745 nucleotides. RefSeq names its product platelet and endothelial cell adhesion molecule 1b (gene pecam1b). The coding region runs from base 226 to 2142 and encodes 638 amino acids. Gene Ontology annotation, biological process: cell surface receptor signaling pathway. Gene Ontology annotation, molecular function: transmembrane signaling receptor activity. The transcript is spliced from 11 exons. The record is from RefSeq and is a predicted model, not a curated record. Lineage: Eukaryota; Metazoa; Chordata; Actinopteri; Pleuronectiformes; Scophthalmidae.
GCUGAUGGCUGCUCGGGGUGAUAACCGCCGCUGCUGGCUGAUUACUGACAGGCUGAGGUAGAGCACCACCUUAGUGUCUGUUCCCGCCCACCGGGUCCAGAUCUGCGCCCCACACACAGACACACACCACCUUUAGUCCAGCCUAGUCACAAGGCGGUUGACCUCCAGGACAGCCAGCAGCAGCAGCAGCAGCAGCAGCGGGAUCCUCGGUGUUCCUCAGACAGGAUGGGCCUCCUGCUACUGCUCACCACCAUACUCCUGUCCAGCUACUUCCAUGCCGGGACAGUGGUGGACGCACAGCGAUUAUUCACGAUAAGAAACAUCAUCCUUUCCAUUGAGCCCAGCACGGACGUGACCCGGGACGCCAACGUGACGGUGAGAUGCAAGGCCACCGUCAGCAGCUCGGGGCAGGAGGCGCUCAGCCGUGAGUAUACCAUAUACAAGAACAGCAACAAAGUCUACACCAAGAACUCCAGCACCUCGGAGGAUCUUGUGUACCCGCUGUCCGGGGCCAGGGUCUCCAACAGCGGCAAAUACAAGUGCAAGAUCAACAUCGAGGGCAAGGAGAUGACGAGCGCCGCUCAAAAACUCACAGUAACAGGCCUGUCCAAACCAGGUCUCCACCUCAACAAGGAAGUGGUCAGCGAAGAGGAGGAGGUGACGGCCCGGUGCACGGCGCACGGCGAGACGGGCUCCAUUUUCUUCUACUUCUAUGAGGACGGCAAAGUGAUCCUGGAGAGUCUGGUCAACUCCAACCAGUUAGAGGCCAAGUUUCGCUUCAGCAGCGUGGGCAUCCACAAAAUCCACUGUGUCUACGCCGUCCUCAUAGUGCCGGACUCCUUCAAGUCCGAAGAGAGCAACACCAUCACUGUUUCUGUCAAAGAGCUCUCCAUCACACCCAUUUUGGAGAUUUCCCCUCUGUCCAAGAUCUACGAAGGAGACCACCUGAGCAUCUCGUGCACCGUCAGGAACCUUCUCUUCAGCUCUGAGGGUCGACCCAUCCACCUGUACCUGAGCCACGGGACCAAGCUUCUCAGCAGUGGAGGCACCAGAGUCAACCACAGCAUGGUCGCGCUGGCGAAGGACCCCGGGGACUUCGAGUGCAAAUUAGAGAUGGGAAAUGUGGCAAAGGUCACCACAAAGAUGGUUUCAGUGACCGAGCUGUUUUCGGCGCCCACUCUCAGCAUGUCUCCCGCCGAGGUCUUUCAAAGGGACUACAUGACACUGACCUGCCAAAGUGAGAGCUAUGCCUCGGAGAGAAUCAAGAGGGAAGAGCUGACGUACACUCUUGAACCGCCCGACAGCCCGCUGACCCCCAAGAAGCCGGGAGUGUUUUCUGGAAGUGCCCUGCAGUUUGAUUUCAACUACACCUGUGUAGCUCGAGCCCGGGGCAUCACGAAACCAAGUGAAACCCUGACAGUACGUCCUAAAGUUUCUGUCUCCAUUCCCAAAAUCUCCGUGGUUGGCAAGGUGGUGCUGGGGCAGCCUUUCAACAUCCGCUGUCACUCGGACACUGGCAGCUUUCCGAUCAACUACACCCUGAUACGGAAUUACGACAAUGUGGCCACAACCAGCGUCAAGCUGCCCUCUCAGGAGGCGCUCUUCUCCGUCACCAUCUCCAGGCCUGAGGAGUUAAGCAAGUACAUGUGCGAGGCUAAGAAUAAUCGAAAGGAGGUCCCACCUAGUAAAAGACUCAACGCUACUGCUAUAGAGCCGGUGACGGACCCGACGCUGACCGUCCUCCCCCACUUACCAGAAAUCUCCGAGGGAGACUCCCUCUACCUGAUAUGCGGCACCAAAGGCACACCGCCGGUCACCUUCAAGUGGUACCGUGAUGGCGACAGACAGCCGCUGUUCACCACCACCACUGACAGGAACAACACGCACUACCGCGUCCCCAAGCUGUCCAAAGAGCACAGCGGCACGUACUACUGCGAGGCUGACAACUACGCCAAAAAGGCGGUCCGCAGUGAGAAGGUCACCAUAGAGGUACGCAUGGCGAUGUGGAAGAAAGCAGUGAUCGGGGGAGUCAGUCUACUGGCGGUGUCGGUGCUGGUGGUGGCCUGUGUGCUGUACUUCAAAUCCAAGAGAGGUAAAAGAGAAGCAGCUGCUGAAUUGUCAGUACGCAGCGCCAGUCUAUGAUGGCAUGGAGGGGAGAGUGACCAAUGGGACGCCAGAUAGCACGGCAUCACUUCCUACUCACAACAGCAACAGGAGCAGCUACAGUAUCCCAGCCACAGUGUAGAGAUGCCCUGCAAGUCGCCCCCCCACCCCCACCCCGCAGGAGGGACUUGAAUUCAGUUAGUUUUAAAUCAAAUGAAAGAAAGUUCUAAGACUUUUAAAGUAAGAAUGGAAAGAAACAAAAGAGACAGUUAUCCUGCUAAUGAUGCCAAGUUUUAUUGGAUUUGGGUAUUUUUUAAGUAAAAGGAGGGGUGUUUUUAUGAUGAUAUAUAAACCAGGACCCGCUGCUCCCUCUCCCCUCCUCCUGCAAUCUAGAUGGCCUUUGAUUUUAUACUUAACAUUUGUCCUUUGUUCCUUCAUCUCCUAUGUCUGUGUAAUUGCAUGUCCUUUUUAAAAAAAAAAUAGAAACUGCUCUUUUGUCUGAUGUGCAUGUAUAAAUUGGCUUGGUGACAGAUUAACUUGUAUAUACAUUCACCAUGACAGGAAAUGUGUGUAUAUAUUUUGGUUGAUCCCCUCGACUGACUGGAAGAGACAUAUGUAGAAUAAAGACAUUGGUUUUAUUUA